UUGCAGCCGCAGCUGGCCGUUGGUGAUUCGGCUGAGGAGGGACAAACGGUAACAAACUGAACAAUGUCGGGGGGCUGUCGGAGGUUUCUUCCGCCUCAGCUCUCGGUUACUGGGUCAGACUGUGGAAGCGGACUCGUAGGAUGGACGAGUUGUCUUUGAGGAGGAGAAAAUGUGGAUCCACAGCGCCGAACCAAAGCAGUGUCCUACCAAUCCUUCACCUGUCUGGUGGCCCAGUCUCUCACCAUGAACACCAGUAGGAACUGCACCACGGUGGGGAAUGGUGAGGGUCUGUCUGCCCUGGAGUCAGUCUCCAUUGUGACCAUCACACUCCUCGCCUGCCUGGGGAACCUCUUGAUUGUGGCAACCCUUUAUCGCAGGCCUUAUCUGCUCACACCCAGCAACAAGUUUGUGUUCAGCCUGACGCUGUCCAACCUGCUGCUGUCCAUGCUGGUGCUGCCCUUUGUUGCCGUGAGCUCAGUAAAGAGAGAGUGGGUGUUUGGGGUGGUGUGGUGUAACUUCACUGCCCUGCUCUACUUGCUCAUCAGCUCUGCCAGCAUGCUCACCCUUGGAGCUAUUGCCAUUGACAGGUACUACGCAGUGCUUUACCCGAUGAUCUACCCCAUGAAGAUCACAGGAAACCGGGCGGUUGUCGUCAUCGCCUACGUGUGGUUACACUCCCUGAUCGGCUGUCUGCCUCCUCUUUUCGGCUGGUCGUCCUUCGAGUUUGACUGCUUCAAGUGGACAUGUGUUGCGUCUUGGCACAGAGAGCCGAGCUACACCGCCUUCUGGGUCACCUGGUGCACCCUUCCCCCGUUCAUCAUCAUGCUGGCCUGUUACGGUGUCAUUUUCCGUGUUGCCCGCAUGAAAGCCAGGAAGGUACACUGUGGGACAGUUGUUGUUGCCCAGGACGACUCCAAUGGAUCUCAGAAGAACGGACGAAAAAACUCAAGCACCUCAACUUCCUCUAAUGGAAGCCGGCGGAGCCUAGUGUAUGCAGGGAGUCAGUGCAAGGCCUUUGUCACCAUCUUAGUGGUGAUCGGCACUUUCCUCAUGACCUGGGGGCCGUAUGUUGGAGUGGUGUGUACCGAGGCUUUGUGGGGACAAGGGAGUGUGUCUCAGGGACUGGAGACUUUGGUGGCGUGGCUGUCUUUGUGCAGCGCCGUGUGCCACCCGCUUAUCUACGGUCUGUGGAAUAAAACUGUGAGGAAGGAGCUGCUGGGGAUGUGUUUCGGAGAUCGCUACUACAGAGAGUCAUUCGCCACGCGGCAAAGGACAUCCCGUCUCUUCAGCAUCUCCAACAGAAUCACAGACCUCGGUAUGUCCCCACACCUGACAGCCAUGCUGGCCGGUGGAGGCCAUCUGCUGGCCCCAGGGAGCAGCACAGGAGACACUGGCUUCAGUUUCACUCAGGACUCAUGCACAGACGUGAUGCUGCUGGAUAACUUCUCCACAGACGGCUCCUCCCACACACAGCACCACGGGCAUCAGUCCGGGAAGAGGAGGAGCUCGGUCACCUUUGAAGACCAGGUGGAGCAUUCCAAAGCUGAAAACACCAACACGUCCUCAGUUCAAGUCCACGCAGAGGUACACAAAUCUCUCGACACCUUUGCCUCCUGUCUGGCGAAGGCUAUUGAGAGCGAUGCUAAGCUCACCCUGUUUGGGGAGGAUCUAGGUCUGCCGGGGGGACUGUUUACAACCAGGGCAGCACCGAGACCCAGAUACCUGGACGGUCAGAGACUGAGGCUGGAAAGCAUCGAUGAAGGGAUCGUUAAAGACGACAGAGAUGAAGAAGAGCUCGAUGUGGAAGAGAAACCAGCCUGAACACAGCUGUACAUGCUUAUAGGCCAUACUCAGUUCAUUAGUGAACUACUAUAUGUGACCAUUCAGAGCGGUGCUUGUCCUGCUCUGUUUAUGAAGUCUGAUCACUCUACACAUGGGUACUCCAUACUUGAAAUUAUUAGAAAACAGGAAGAAGCGCAUUAUUCAUUCCACUAAGUUGGACCAAGUUCACACCAUCAGUGUCUUUACAAGUGUUUGUAUGCAUUAAUGUAAUCAAAUAGGAAGCCUUAACUACUGUAUCCUAAAUGAUCUGAUUGUAGUAAUUGGUUUAUUACUAUAUGUUAUUGUAUGACCUCAGGACAAUAACAUGUGCCUCAUUAGGGCUGGGCAAUAUGAAAGAAAUACAGUUGUUUCUAAAUCACUGUUAUUAGAUCUCUUUAAAAUGUCUCCUUUAUUAUAUGUUCAAGUUUGUUUGGAAGCUCAAGUUCUCUUUUAUUCAGGAGCAGACGAAGAGUCAAUUUAAGCUUGUACUGCACACUGAUGGUCCACAUAUAGUUUCCACUUAUUGUGCUUGAUGAGAUCGAUCUGUGUGACUGUGGUCAAACAACAAACUAAACUUGAUUUAUACUUAACUUGUACAUUUAUAAGUCUUAAAAAUACAUGAUGACCUCAUAACUCCCAACAAUAAUGGUUUUAAUUACCUUGAAUGACAGACUUUGGCUGAUGUGAGGGAUCCAUAUUUGGAUGUUUUUCUGUUAUAUUAAGUGCCAAGUUGAACAUAUCAGAGCUGUGAGGAAAAUCUCAGUUCCUCAGUCAUACAGUAAUUAAAACCUCGUUAAUAACUGAUAUAUAAGUAGAGGUCUAAUCAGUCAGAAUCAGUGAAAAUGAGUGCAGAGCCUUUAAUGUAAUGCAGCAGAAAUAAGUGUCCAGAGUCGCCGGGGUGACCGAAAUCACAGUUCUAGUUUUUUGUUUUUUUUAUUUUCACAGGAGACAUUUUGACACGUCACAGUAGGAAAAGCUCAGGUGUAAAUAAUAAAGUUAAUGAUGGCUGACUUCCAUUUAGCUGCUUCAGUUUCCUGAAAGUCCUGCUGUUGUUCUCGCUGACUCACUGUGACGACUCACUGGGACACUUGAAUACAACAGAGACAUCGUUAAUGUUAUUAGUAACACCUGUGAUCUUCCUACAAUGACAACUCAUCUCAGGUGAACUGAAAACACUCAAUGUUUAAAAUAAAUAAUGUAAUUCAUCAUAAGAAAACCUUAACAUUAUUGUAAAUGAUACAGUAUGUCCACGUAUUGCCCAGCCCUGAGCUUCAUCAUAUGAACUGAAUGUGUUGGCCAACACUUAAGCAGAGUGACGGGGUGCUUAUCGUGUACCUGAUGUAACCACAAACGGGGAUAGUCCUUACGUUUCAUGAUUAUCUGCUAUAGUAAUUGCACUUGAACAAGUAGUGUGUACUUGUUCUCAUAGAAACCACUCUCACCCAACAGAUGGGUUAAUGAGUAAAUGAAGUCCAGUCAUUUACUUUAUGUUGCUCUAUUGGUUGAUUGAAGGUCAACUCACAGAAAAAGAAAAUUGUGUUUGGUGUCAAAUUGGAGGACAAGUUCUGGUCUUUAUCUACAACACUGUAAUACUCAUCGGUACUUGUGGUUUACGUCAGUUUAGACCCUAUACCGCUCCCUUUACUAGUCUAUAAGGAACUCAGAAGACAUUUGUAAUAAGUAGAGCACAAUUCUGGUGCUUCAGUCUUACCUCGUCAUAUCUUCAUAUUAUGUUUGAAUGGUACUACUUUUGUAGGAAAAAGCUAUACACCUGAGAUGUGAUGUAAUCUUUUGAUUUUCACUAUACAGUAAGUAUUAAUACAAAUAUUUGCAUUAAAGUUUUGUAUCAAGAUUCUUCUAUUAAAACUUUUUACAUAAA
Molecule: messenger RNA, 3700 nt
Organism: Dicentrarchus labrax (European seabass)
Lineage: Eukaryota; Metazoa; Chordata; Actinopteri; Moronidae
Gene: gpr161b
Product: G protein-coupled receptor 161a
Exons: 6
Coding region: 244-1821 (525 amino acids)
Biological process (GO): G protein-coupled receptor signaling pathway
Cellular component (GO): membrane; recycling endosome
Molecular function (GO): G protein-coupled receptor activity
Source: RefSeq, a predicted model, not a curated record